UGUACUGCCACGUUUUUGUGGCGCUCGAGUCAUGCACGCGGUAGCAACUGUUGUGUUGAGAGUAUGUUACACGUUGACCUCUGACCCCGGGGUAACGCACUGUGUUGACCCUGAACCUGAGACAUGAGCCCUGAAAAAGAGCCUUUUUAUCCCCACGUAAGCCCCUCGAACUGGUGACCUUUCCGCGCGGGGCAUUCGCAGCAGUGACCUUCGUCGCGACGGCCGAGUGUUAAGACCUCUGUGCUUCCCUAAAUGUCCAAGGGGUGUGUCCACGUAUUGACACACGGGGGAGAAAAACAGGCCCAAGCGAGGCCUAGGCAGCGGCCCAAACAAAUGCCAAACGGCACAGCCCUCGGCGGCGCAGCUCAUGCAAAAGCGAUCUGGCCAGACACGAGCCCCAACACCAAAAAAUCGAUGACGAUACCAUCAUGAUCUGUGCGCUAAUGCGCUGCCUUGCCGAGAGGGGCUCGCCAUGCCGCCUUGUGUAUGCGCUCGCUCGCCCCUGGACGUGCCGCACUCGCAACAGCCCUCGCACCUUGAUCUGCGUGGCGUCGGGGGCGAGGGGGCGACGCAGGAAGGAAGUGGUCCGUGAGCUGCGCGGCGCCGAGUUGCAGAGCAGAUUGCCGAUAAGCGAGUGGAAAAAUACCGAUAAGCCUCCCCGUGGUAUGCGGGGCUUCGUGACGCAACGCCUCACCGGAAUUCAAUGGACACAGGAAAGGCGUCACGCGUUUAACAAAACGCACGAACGUCGCCUCGUCACUCCGUCCCUGAACAGCGACGGUGACGGACCACCUUCGCUCGAAAACGUUUGUGUCAAGACUCUUUCUGAAGACUGAGGGAAAGAGAGAAAGAAAAAAGUGGAAAAGUGUUUGCGAGAAGAGAGUCGCCUCUUGCCCCGAGCGGACAGAGGCCGUGUUGGUUUCAAGGUCGUGAGAGCGGGCCCUUCGCCAUGCGGGGGCGGCACGUGUCCCUUGCGGUGCCCGUGUACUUGACGGCGCUGCUGUGGUGCGCGGGCGCCAUGAGCAGCCGCAGCACGGAGGACUUCACGUCGUCGCUGAUCUGGGCGCCUCUCUACCUCAAGUCGCCCUACGUCACCUUCAUGAACGACUUCCAGAAGCCGACGUGGCGCACGCGGCACCCGAUCACCAAGGAGCCCGAGCAGCUGCGCGACCUGCGCCUGCCCCGCGGCGUGCCCUUCGCCGUCAUCUGCGGCGCCUGCUUCCAGCGCUCCAUCGUGGCCACCAACCUCACCAUCAGCGUCUCGGGCCACGAGUUCCAGACCGUGCCUAAGAAGCGCAAGAACAACAAGUACGAGUACAACGUCAGCCACAACGAGUGCCUCAUGACGUACUUGAUCACGGCGCCGAUCGAGAGCGACGGCCGCGUCACGUGCACGCUGCACCGCGGCUCGCACCGCACGGUGGAGGAGAUCUCGUUCCGCGCCGUGGACGCCGAGGUGAGCGCGCCGCCCGAGGAGCUCGAGGACGACAAGAGCCCGCCCAUGCUGGAGCUGCACUGCCCCCAGCCGGAGGUGCUGCCCACCAGCGACAACCCCGUGGUGCGCGUGUGGCACGAGGACGCGCACGACAAGGGCAGCCAGGUCGUGGGCAGCCCGCUGUCCACCAUGCGCCCCUCGCUCACGCUGUCGCGCCCCAAGCACACGCGGCACGUGGCCUGCUCCGUGUACCACAUCGCGGCGCCGCACAAGGUGUACCAGACGCGGUACACGGUGCGCGGGACGCAGGCCGUCGUCAAGAAGGACUUCCGCGUGUCGGGCGAGCGGCUGGAGCUGGAGGAGGACGCCGAGGAGCUGGCGCCGCGCAUCUCGCUGCCCAACUCCGUGCUGGGCAUCAUCAUCACGGCCGUGGCGGUGUGCCUGCUGCUCACCGUCAUCGGCCUCUACCGCUUCGUCUCGGCAGCCCGGCGGCGCUGAUGGCGGCGCUGAAGGCGGCCCAGCGCCGCGUCGCUCAUACGGCUCGUGUACAGUCUUUAUUGCUCAGAUUUCUGAGUGGAUCCGUGUAGCUACGUUUGUACAGUGUUCGUCUUUCAAAUCUUUUGUAAAAAAAUAUAUAUAAAAAUAAUUAUGUUUCCCCUUUGCAUGCACAUCUCUCACACUUCAUUCAUACAAAUAAUUUAUUUUGAUAUGAAUCUGCGACUUUGUAUCUGCUUCAAAGAUAUAUUUUAUGACGCAAACCUGUUCAUCGACUUGUCUUCUUCUACGGAUGUUAUGUUUAAGCCGACGGAGUUGCUAAGCAACAAUUGGCAACGUGAAAGGGGUUACCAAGUAACGGCAGAAGUUGUUAAUAAAAGUGUACAAUACAUGAC
Penaeus vannamei (Pacific white shrimp) is the source of this 2325-nucleotide messenger RNA. RefSeq lists its product as uncharacterized. The record is from RefSeq and is a predicted model, not a curated record. Lineage: Eukaryota; Metazoa; Arthropoda; Malacostraca; Decapoda; Penaeidae.